GGGAGCGGGCCCUGUGAGGGAAGAAGGGCGAGGAGCGCGGCCACCAAAGUUGCUGAUGCUGGUUAUUCCCCAGACAACACUUUAGUGUGGUGACUGCUGACCGGUCAAGGGAUAACUCAGACAAGUAAAAUACUGAAUGGAGAAUGAUUACAACCCCAUGGACCUCUCCAAUUCCACAGGACUUGAAGAGGACCCAGAAUUUAAGGAUUCCGAGGGAACAGAUGUGAAAGACAUGAGACUAGAAGCCGAAGCCGUGGUGAACGAUGUUCUCUUUGCCGUCAGCAACAUGUUUGUCUCAAAAAACCUACCUUGUGCAGAUGAUGUGGCAUAUAUCAAUGUGGAAACACGGGAAAGAAACAGAUACUGCCUGGAGCUUACAGAAGCGGGCCUCAGGGUGGUUGGUUAUGCUUUCGACGAGGCAGACGACAGCAUACAAACGCCGUACCACGAGACCGUAUACUCCCUGUUAGACUCUCUUAGCCCAGCAUACCGGGAAGCCUUUGGAAACGCACUGCUUCAGAGGCUGGAAGCUUUGAAGAAGGAUGGACAGUCGUGAUUCAGUCCGUUGUGCCCGCUUUGCUUCUUUGGGAGAGCCCUGUUGCUGGUAGGAAGUCAAAGCAGGCUUGAAUUUGUGCUGACCACCGUAACGUAAAAUGCGUCCGCAGCUUCGUGUCUCAGGCUUCUGACUCUCUGAACGGUAUCGACUAGCGAACUAUCUUUGUUCUGAUCCACCUGGGCCUCCGAUCUGUGAUGUAGAGCAUCACUUAAAUGAUUUACUUUCAGGUUUCCUGUGAUGAAGUUCCCUCUCCGCAUUUCAGUAACGGAACAGCAUUAGCCUCUAGAAAGUGCAGUGCUGUAAUGCUGCCAGCACCCUCUAACUUAUAACAUUCUAGAUUUUUUUGCACAGUACUAUAGGGAUUCUCCUGAUUAUCUUCAAACUUUAACUCAGCCUGCUAAAUCAGGGGUACACUACUAGCUCUGACUGAAUUCGUAAUAAUUAAGUUGCUCCAAGCCUUACGGGAAGCAAACUGUCAUCCUGUUUCCUCUGCACACAUUUGGAAAUUCACUGCUUCACUUAACUAUUUAUAUGGCUAAUGUGGACUGGUAAUGGAAAACUGUGUAUAAGUUUCCUCAUCGUGUUGAAUGGAAAAACAAGGAUUAAAAAGUUCUACUUUCCCUUGUUUACGACAACCAGCCAACCGUCACAAAUUAUGCCGUUAGCAAAUGAAUGUAGUAGUUGCUAUCUUAACUUCAAGUGAACUAAGCACAGAUAUAAAUGUAGGAACAGACUCCAUUCUCUUUAAAAAAAAAAAAAAAAGGGCACCCUAAAUCUGCAUUAUCAGAGAGAUAUGUGUGGAUCUGGUUUCUUAAAAAAAAAAAAACAAUAUUUUGGCCUGUGUUGAUUCUUAUUCUUCUGAAUGUUUGUUUACAUAAUGUACAGUAUAUAUUCAAAGGUAUUUUUGCUUCAAAGUUACUUUCUAUAAAGUAGUGCUUUGGUAUUCCCAUGAUGCUUCCCCUUUCCCUACAGAUGUACUGUGUCCAGUCUUAAUGCUAAAUCUACAAUGUAAUGUUAGUGCAUUGUAUGGGUUUGAAACCAAAGGAUGACGGAAGCAUUCAUAGACUACUAUUUGACAGAUGGAUACUCUAUGUAUUUUGUAUUUUAUAACAAGUACUAAUAUUUAUAAACCUAUUGAACUGAACCAUGCUGCUAUACAUUUUUCAAGUAUAUGUUGGAUAGGAACGGUCGAGGGUUUGGGGAUUUUUUUUUUUAAGCAGUUACCUGAAGCAGUAACUGUAGAAGUGUUGAACUAAAAUUCCAAAUCUGCAAAUUGCCUUCAUAUGUUUACAGUACUUAAAUUUUUAUCCAUUCCUAAAAAUAAAAAAAUUAUUUUGCUCGGACGGCAUACUGCUCCCUUGAUGCAUUUAAUCUGAGCAAAUUAAACAUUUGAGUGGCCAUUAUUAAUGAAUGUUUUUUGCUACGUUUCAGAAGGCUUUUUUAAUGUUAACCUUGCUUUCAUAUCCAAAGUAUUCUACCCUCCGGGUGGAAAAUGUUCCUGCCUAUUCUCAGGCUAAACGUGUGGUGGUGGUUUUUUUUUUUUUUUUUUAACUUUUGUAAACUAUGAAAAAACUGUUUCCCUACUUGGAGCUACAUAUAAAGCAAUAAGUGUUUAUGCUAGCACAAAAUUGAAACUGGUAACCCAGUUGUAUAGUGCAUUUAGUUCAAUUAUGUAAUGCUGCGUUUGCUAACUUCUGUUUUGGAGUGGGUAUGGCCGUCUACUUCGGAAAGGGAGUCGAAAUUAGUAGUAAAACUCUAUAAAACUAGUAAAUCAAUAAAACUCUUCGAUUUAG
Messenger RNA from Tachyglossus aculeatus (Australian echidna), 2349 nucleotides. It is a transcript of the gene GSKIP, whose product is annotated as GSK3B interacting protein. The record is from RefSeq and is a predicted model, not a curated record. Gene Ontology annotation, biological process: regulation of canonical Wnt signaling pathway. The transcript has 4 exons. NCBI's taxonomy places the organism in Eukaryota, Metazoa, Chordata, Mammalia, Monotremata, Tachyglossidae. Gene Ontology annotation, molecular function: kinase regulator activity; protein kinase A binding. Gene Ontology annotation, cellular component: cytoplasm. The coding region runs from base 137 to 556 and encodes 139 amino acids.